Messenger RNA from Meyerozyma guilliermondii ATCC 6260, 543 nucleotides. RefSeq lists its product as uncharacterized. Lineage: Eukaryota; Fungi; Ascomycota; Pichiomycetes; Serinales; Debaryomycetaceae. The coding region runs from base 1 to 543 and encodes 180 amino acids. The record is from RefSeq and is a predicted model, not a curated record. The transcript has a single exon.
AUGAUUCCACAAUACUUAAGAGAUCUUUUUGAUGAUACAAUCGAAGCAUAUGCUCCACGAUGGGUGAGAUACUUCACUGAACAGCGAGUAGGAGAAACGACUACAUCGCACCUGAGAGAACUGAUGCCACCAACGGAAGAAAUGACGAGCACAAAUACGCACGAAACUCUGGCCGAAACUCUGGCCGAAACUUGGGAUCUCCGGAGGUUACAGGUGAAUGUAGCGGUAGUUUUGGCAACGUUAGUUCUUCAAGGAGGCAAGAAGUUCUUCCCUAAUAUUUUUGAAAUCGAGAUUUCGACGUCUGCCUGUUACGCAGCUGCAACCGCUUAUGUUGGAUAUACAUGGAGAUGGGUGAAGGCCACAUUCACUUGCGUUACACGUGGGGAGGGAAGAGGAAAGAUUAUCCUCUACUCUUUUCAUUGUUUUGUGUGCUUUGUGACAUGUCUUUUGAUUGCCACUGAAUUCUACCAAUCACAGAACCAUACUUUAUUUAGCUUUGCCCCUUCAUUGCAAUCAGCAAUUAUUAGCUACAUGGCAAUCUGA